Messenger RNA from Symbiodinium sp. CCMP2592, 384 nucleotides. The record is from the annotation of a GenBank genome assembly. NCBI's taxonomy places the organism in Eukaryota, Dinophyceae, Suessiales, Symbiodiniaceae.
AUGGUCUUGGCCGCCGACUUCCCGGCCCCGGGAUCCGGGCCGCAGCAUUUCAAGGUGACCUUCAGUCCAAGCGUAGCAGUGCGUGCAGCGCCCUCCACCGAUGCCAACAUCAUCAGCGCUCGCCGUGUGGGAGAGGUCGUAUUGGCCGAGUCCCAGACGUAUUCCGGAUGGAUAAGAUUGGAGGGAGACGGCGGAUGGAUGUUGAGCAGACAUCCACAGCACGGCGUCCUGCUUCAGCCGGCCUUCGACAAGGCGGUUCCUCAGGACGGCCCAGACGAAGGUUUCGCCAGCAUGGACCAGGCGGCCAGCAGCUGUUUCCUGAAGUUUCCAAGAUGGAUAGAUGCAGAGGGAAAACUUCGGGAAUGGGCACGGCGCCAACCAUAA